Molecule: messenger RNA, 4266 nt
Organism: Coregonus clupeaformis (lake whitefish)
Lineage: Eukaryota; Metazoa; Chordata; Actinopteri; Salmoniformes; Salmonidae
Gene: abcb11a
Product: ATP-binding cassette, sub-family B (MDR/TAP), member 11a
Exons: 27
Coding region: 1-4014 (1337 amino acids)
Biological process (GO): transmembrane transport
Cellular component (GO): membrane
Molecular function (GO): ABC-type transporter activity; ATP hydrolysis activity; ATP binding
Source: RefSeq, a predicted model, not a curated record
AUGAAGGAUCAUAUUUACCAGAAAAAGGUCACUUCUCUACAGGACGACACUGACAAAGAAUAUUGGCAAACAAAACCAGACAGAGAAGAAAAAGGGAAUGAAAAAGGAGAUGGAAAGAAAAAACAAAAGCUCUUGGACGUUGGAUUCUUUCAACUGUUUCGAUUUGCAACAUGGAAGGACAGACUGAUGAUGGUAGUCGGGGGCUUAUGUGCUCUAGUCCACGGAGCAGCCUCCCCUCUCAUGCUCCUGGUGUACGGCAUGAUGACAAACACCUUUGUGGCAUACGAGCUAGAGGUCCAAGAACUGGCAGACCCCAACAAAACCUGCAUUAACAACACCAUCACCUGGAUCAAUGGCUCCAUAUUUGAAAUAGCAGAGAACACAACAGUCUUCUGUGGGGUGGAUAUCGAAGCACAGAUGACCAUGUUUGCAUAUUACUAUGUUGGUAUUGGAUUAGGAGUCUUGAUUGUUAGUUAUUUCCAAAUUGCCCUCUGGGUGUCUGCUGCUGCCAGACAGAUCCAGAGAAUCAGGAAGACUUACUUUAGGAAGGUCAUGCGAAUGGAGAUUGGCUGGUUUGACUGCAAUUCAGUUGGAGAAUUAAACACCAGGAUAUCAGACGACAUCAACAAGAUCAACAAUGCGAUAGCUGACCAGGUGUCUAUCUUCAUCGAGAGGAUCUCCACUUUUAUCUUCGGCUUUAUGGUGGGGUUCAUUGGAGGAUGGAAGUUGACUCUGGUGGUCAUUGCAGUAAGCCCACUAAUAGGAAUUGCUGCUGGACUAAUGGCCAUGGCUGUUGCCAGACUGACAGGUCGGGAGCUCCAGGCCUAUGCCAAGGCAGGGGCGGUAGCUGAUGAGGUACUGUCAUCCAUCAGAACAGUGGCAGCCUUUGGAGGGGAGGACAAGGAGGCUGAAAGGUAUGACAAAAACCUUAUUGAGGCUCAGAACUGGGGUGUGAAAAAAGGGACAAUCAUUGGGAUGUUUCAAGGAUACCUGUGGUGUAUCAUCUUCCUCUGCUAUGCUUUGGCAUUCUGGUAUGGCUCAAAACUGGUCAUCGAAACCAAAGAGCUAUCCCCUGGUACUCUUAUCCAGGUAUUCUUUGGAGUUCUCAUGGCAGCUAUGAACCUGGGUCAGGCCUCACCCUGCCUGGAAGCCUUCGCCUCAGGUCGAGCUGCAGCCAAGACCAUCUUCGAUACCAUUGACCGGGAGCCAGAAAUCGAUUGUUUCUCAGAGGAGGGCCACAAAUUAGACAAGGUCAAGGGUGACAUUGAAUUCCACAACGUCACAUUUAACUACCCCUCUCGGCCAGAAGUGAAGAUUUUAGAUUCUUUGAGCAUGCUGAUCAGAGCAGGAGAAACCACAGCUUUUGUUGGGCCAAGCGGAUCAGGGAAGAGCACCACAGUUCAACUCUUUCAGAGAUUCUACAACCCCAAGGAAGGAAUGUUGACUUUGGAUGGCCAUGACAUCCGCAGCCUGAACAUCCAGUGGCUUCGCUCUCUGAUUGGUAUAGUAGAGCAAGAGCCGGUGCUGUUUGCCACAACUAUCGCUGACAACAUCCGCUACGGGCGACCUGGGGUCACCAUGGACGAUAUCAUCCAGGCCACCAAGGAGGCUAACGCCUAUAACUUCAUCAUGGACCUCCCACAGAGGUUUGAUACGCUGGUGGGUGAGGGUGGUGGUCAGAUGAGUGGAGGACAGAAGCAGAGGAUCGCUAUCGCCCGAGCUCUGAUCCGCAACCCCAGGAUCCUGCUGCUGGACAUGGCUACCUCGGCUCUGGACAACGAGAGUGAGGCCAUUGUACAGGAGGCACUUGACACGGCUCGGAUGGGCAGGACAACCAUUACCAUCGCCCACCGCCUUUCCACUAUCCGCAAUGCUGAUGUCAUUAUUGGCUUUGAGCACGGAAGGGCAGUGGAGAGCGGUACACACAAUGAUCUUCUAGAAAAGAAGGGUGUCUACUUUACUCUUGUUACCCUUCAGAACCAAGGAAAUGACAUGCCCAAUGACAAAGCAAACAUAGGUCCGGACAAUAAAACCAUUGAGGAAGAAAUCCUUCAGAGUUUCAGUCGAGGAAGCUAUGAAUCUGGGUUGAGGCAAUCUCUUCGCCUGCGAUCUCACACCCAACUUUCAAACGAACUCAUCCCUGAUGCUAUAGCUGGCAGUAUCAAAAUUAAAUCAGACAAAUUCCUUGCCACAAUGGAAAACGACAUGGAACCUCAAAGAUCAAAGCAUUCCAAGGAGGAAGCAGAGGAACGGGUGGAGCCAGCACCAGUGGCUCGAAUCCUGAAGUACAACAAGUCAGAGUGGCCCUACAUGCUAUUGGGAUCUAUAGGAGCUGCAAUCAACGGCUCCGUCAAUCCAAUCUAUGCUAUUUUAUUCAGCCAGAUCCUUGGGACGUUCUCUAUACGUGACUUGGAUGAACAGAGAGUGCAGAUCAAUGGAAUAUGUAUCCUGUUCUGCGCUGUGGCGGUGACAAGUUUCUUCUCUCAGUUCUUACAGGGCUAUGCAUUUGGGAAGUCUGGGGAGCUGCUGACCCGCAGGCUAAGGAAGGUGGGCUUCCAGGCCAUGUUGAAACAGGAGGUAGGCUGGUUUGAUGACCCCAGGAACAGCCCAGGAGCUCUCACCACCAGGCUGGCCACCGAUGCCUCCAUGGUUCAGGGGGCAACUGGAUCGCAGAUUGGGAUGAUUGUGAACUCCUUGACCAACAUCGGAGCGUCUUUCAUCAUUGCGUUCUCCUUCAGCUGGAAGUUAAGCUUGGUAGUGAUUUGCUUUUUACCACUCAUUGGCUUGUCUGGGGUCUUCCAAGUCAAAAUGCUGACAGGUUUCGCAAACGAGGAUAAGAAGGCAAUGGAAGCAGCAGGACAGGUGUCCAGCGAGGCUCUAGCCAACAUCAGGACCAUCGCAGGGCUGUGCAAGGAGAGCACAUUUGUGGAUACGUAUGAACAGCAGCUGGAGGCUCCCUAUAUGUCUGCCAAGAAGAAGGCAAACAUCUAUGGCAUCUGUUUUGCCUUUGCUCAGUGUGUUAUCUUUAUGGCGUACGCCGCCUCGUUUAGAUAUGGAGGCUUUCUUGUCAGCUCUGAAAGAUUACAUUACCUGGUGGUCUUCAGAGUGAUCUCUGCCAUUGUGAUCAGUGGGACAGCACUGGGAAAAGCUUCCUCAUUCGCCCCAGAUUAUGCCAAAGCCAAGACUGCAGCUGCCCAGUUCUUCAAACUGUUGGACCGAGUCCCCAAAAUCAGCAUGAGUCAGACAGACGGGGAGAAAUGGGAUGAUUUCAAAGGGGAGUUAGAAUUCAUCAACUGCAAGUUCACAUACCCAACCCGGCCUGACAUCCAGGUGCUAAAUGGACUACUGGUGUCUGUGAAACCGGGCCAGACCCUGGCCUUUGUGGGCUGUAGUGGCUGUGGGAAGAGCACUAGUGUGCAGCUGUUGGAGAGGUUCUAUGAUCCAGAUGAGGGCAGAGUGUUGAUCGAUGGCCGUCCAUCACACACUGUCAACGUGCCCUUCCUGAGGGCUCAGAUUGGCAUUGUCUCCCAAGAGCCAGUGCUGUUUGACUGCAGUAUUGCUGAAAACAUCCAGUAUGGUGAUAACACCAGGAACAUGAGCAUGGAGGAGAUUGUUGAUGCUGCAAAGAAAGCUUAUCUCCAUGACUUUGUGAUGACUCUGCCAGAUAAAUAUGAGACUCAGGUUGGUGCCCAGGGCUCCCAGCUCUCCAGAGGGCAAAAACAACGCAUCGCCAUCGCUCGGGCAAUAGUCAGAAACCCUAAGAUCCUGCUUCUGGAUGAGGCCACCUCUGCAUUGGACACAGAGAGUGAAAAGACAGUGCAGGCUGCUUUGGAUGAGGCCAGACGUGGACGCACCUGCAUUGUCGUAGCCCACAGACUGUCCACCAUCCAGACGGCAGAUAUCAUAGCCGUCAUGUCCCAAGGUGCUGUCAUAGAAAGGGGGACACAUGAGGAACUCAUGGCUAAGAGGGCUGCCUACUACAAACUAGUCACAACAGGGGCUCCGAUCAGCUAAACCUGAGUAGGUGUCAUUUUUCUAUAGAGGGGAUGCAUUAUGAGGAGAUGGAGUUUGUCACUAACCAAAGUACAUAAAUGUGCCGUUUUAGUGAGAGUAACUAUGGAAAAAAAACAUCAAAGUCCAUGGGGGGAAAGGCUUUCUUUGCUUGAUAUACUCUUCAUUUACCUAAUGUCUCUUGAGUUUUUUUAUAUGAUAUUAUACACUGAGUGUACAAAACAUUAGGAUCAUCUGCUCUUUCCAUGUCAUAGA